Molecule: messenger RNA, 5163 nt
Organism: Xyrauchen texanus (razorback sucker)
Lineage: Eukaryota; Metazoa; Chordata; Actinopteri; Cypriniformes; Catostomidae
Product: transforming acidic coiled-coil-containing protein 1-like
Exons: 15
Coding region: 495-2726 (743 amino acids)
Biological process (GO): cerebral cortex development; cell population proliferation; mitotic spindle organization
Cellular component (GO): cytoplasm
Source: RefSeq, a predicted model, not a curated record
CAGUUCUGCUUUGGAAGGGAGCUACCAUUCCUACACCACAGGGGUUACUGGGUCAGCCACACCAGAGGAACAAGCAGUCUCAACUCUUCUCCCCCCAUUUACUUCUACUCAAUAGUCUAAUCCUGAAAGGGAGGGGGACGGGGAGUUAUCUGGCAGCCAGCUGAUCUUUGCUGUGGUAUUCUGCGCUCUGAGGCUGAGAGAAAAGUAGGCAGAGUAGACUUGUCUCUUCUUUUUUGCACUCAGAUAGAGGAAGUUGAAAGAAAACUGAAGAUCUACAGUCGCAUGAGAGGUUGCGCAUGCAGCAGGAAGCAAAGAUGCUUUGUGACAAAAACAUGAAGCUUAGCUUUAUGACCACGUGAAUUCUGCCUGCCACUGAGAAAAACAUCUGCAAAAGAGGAGAGUAAAAGAGGGAAGGAGAGAGUGACUCACUAGUUUGGAUUCAUCCAGAAGGUGUUCCAGUAAAGGUUUGGCAGAUCACAAGCAAGAAGUCAGAAAUGUCUUGGCUGUCACCCGUACAGUGGGCCAAAUGGACCUGGACAGCAGUUAGGGGAGGAGGAGAGGAAGAAGGGGAGACGGAUUCAAGGAUGGACGAUGAGACUUUCACGGAAGAAUUGCAAGACGCUAAAACAAGAGAUCAAGAGGAGGAUGAAAGGUCUCAUGGCUGCAGUUCAGAUUCAGAGGGCCAAUUUGAAACACCUGAAGCUGAGACACCUGUCCAUCAGCCACUGAAAGAGCCGACAGCAUUGGAUCAUCCAGUUGCUGAGAGCACAGGUUACUCAGAAGAUGGUGUUAAUCAGUUGACCUCUAUCAUCACCCAGAACCUCACCCUGACUGAGAACUUUCCUGAGGAUGCACCUGCCCCGGUCCAAUGGCAGACCAGUGUCGACCCCAGCCUGACACUGAAACCCAGGAACCAGACUUCCUCUGCUGAAAUGGACAUGGACCAGCCUGAUCCUGUUGAAGCAGGUCUGACAGUUGAUGCAGAGCCCAUCUGCAAUGGUCAUAUUGAAGAACCAUCCCCCAAAUCACAGACCAAACCAAGACCUCCUUCCCUCAAGGUGAAGGCCCCACUUAAUGGCAUAGACCCCAACGAGGUGGAUGACAACCCGCCGAUUCUUCCGAAAGGAAGCUACAACUUCAACUCUGUACAGUUUAACGACAACAUCAAUCCGUUCGCCACUGGACAUUCUAAGUUGCAGAACUCUCCACCUGCCAAUGUCAGUAUUCCCAAAUCAGAACUAACAGAUGAAACAUCUGCUCAGCCAGUUAAGUUGGAGUUUGGAUUUGAUGAUGGCAAAGCCAAGAAACCUCCACCCAAGAAGCUUGGAAAGAAGACAAGCAGCAAGCUGGCUCCUCCAAAAACUCAGCGACCAAAAGCUGCAGAAUCAGCAGCUUCACUGCCAGAGACGUCAUUAGAACAAGACAAACCACCAUCUCAGAACGUAGUCCCCAUGUACGUUGAUGAUAUUCCCAUUCCUAAGAAAUCCUACAACUUUGACCCAAAUCAAUGGGAUGAUCCCAACUUUAAUCCUUUCGGAGGAAACAGUAAACUUAGUAACUCAACGACACUCCCUAAAGGAUCGUCUAAUUUUGACCCUGAUAACUUUGAUGAUUCUGUUGAACCUUUUAAGCCACCAAAGACCUUAGGGGGAGGUGACGUUAUUAAACCAAUGACAGAGAAGCUAAAGGACAAACACAAACCAGAGGAAACUCUGGAGCAGCGUAAGAAAGCAGGACAGUCACCGAAGAAAAACAAGGACAGAACCAUUACGAACUCUUGUAAAGUAAAGAAGUAUGACAACCAGUCCUUAGACCUGGAUGUCUGCAAUCAGGAGAAAGACGUUCAGGAGGAUCCUACAUCUGAGUUGCCUCACCGCGUGCAGCAUGCCACCGAUGAGGAGAAACUUGUCAUGGGGCAGAAAGAUGGGGUGGAUGAGUUUUCAGACUGCACCGAAACCUUUACUAAGACUGCAGAUGAUCUGCCAGUGGGCAUAAAGCACCAGUUUGAUGAGAAGGACCUCACCUCUCCGAGUCCAGCUUUGAGUUCUUCAGACAGUGAGACUGUUGAGAAGUUGAGUCCAGGGCUGGAUUCAAUAUCUCUCAGUGAGAUGGACAAGGCAGCAGUGCUCACACUGAUCAGAGAAGAGAUAAUCUCCAAAGAGAUCGAAGCCAAUGAGUGGAAGAGACAAUAUGAAGAGAGUAGACAAGAGGUCAUUGAAAUGAGGAAAAUAGUGGAUGAGUAUGAGAAGACAGUGGCCCAAAUGAUUGAGGAUGAGCAAUGUAAGAACAUAGGAUCUGAGAAAAGUGUCCACCAGAUAACUUCGGAGAGAGAUCAGGCCCUAGCCGACCUCAACUCUGUGGAACGCUCGCUGUCCGACCUGUUUAGACGCUACGAAAACAUGAAGACUGUCCUUGAGGGUUUUAAGAAGAAUGAGGAAGUGCUAAAGAAGUGUGCUCAGGACUACCUCGUACGCGUAAGGCAGGAGGAACAACGUUAUCAGACUCUCAAAAUCCAUGCAGAGGAGAAACUUGAAAGAGCGAAUGAAGAAAUAGCUCAGGUGCGAGCUAAGUCCAACGCAGAGAGUGUGGCGCUGAAUGCCAGCCUGAGAAAAGAGCAAAUGAAGGUGGAGUCAAUGGAGCGAGCGCUUGAACAGAAGAAUCAGGAAUUUGAAGAGCUUUCCAAGAUUUGUGAUGAGCUCAUAGCCAAGUUGGGCACAGCGGACUAAGAGGAUGGAGAACAUACUUGUAUUGUUGCUUAAAAUCCCUGUCUCACCCAAACCCACUCUGGCCACACCUUUAGGUCUCCCGUUGAUUUUUCCUAAUUGGAAAUCUUAAUGGAGUCACUUUUCCAUGGAUCUAGCUAUAUCAAAGAUAAUUCAGAAACAGUCAGCAUUUUUUUUUUUUGGCAUAUUUAAAAGUGCUGAUGUUGAACUAACAUCCAUAUUGCCAUAAUCCACAUGUGCGGGUAUAAAAUAUUUUUUAAUGGUGAGAGUUUUGAAAAGUGUGGUUAGAAACCACACGCAUAUCUCAUUCUGAUUACUGCUUCAGAAUUUCUGCAGAGUUUGUGUACAUUGAAGAUUCAGCUGUUCAGCUGCGUGAAUAAGACUUUGGGAGAAUUCCUCUGGGGGUGUGUGUAAGGUCAGUUGUCCAUAUAAACAUGUGGGAAUGAAGGUAAUUGGCCUUGUCUGUAGUUUACAUGAUCGCACUGCUGCUAUUUGUACCAGAGGGAGCAAAUCAUAUUAUUUACAAUUACAAUUAAUACUUGCCAUGAUUGCCCGCGACCCUGUACACAGGAUAAGCGGUUGACGAUGGAUGGAUGGAUGGACUUGCCAUGAUUGAGCAUUGUACUGUAAUUUUGAUGCUUAAUUCACACUUUGAGCACAUGAUACAAAUUUAAAGAAAAUCUUUUAGCAUAUUCAAAAUGUAUAUUUUAAGAGAUUGCACACAGGUUGCAGUUCCAUACAUUGCUUUUCUUCCUCGUUAAUUGUUUUUGUGCCAAAUCAUCAGAGCGACUGUGUGGUGUUACCAGAAGUGAUAUUAAUGAAAUCUGAUUAGUUAUCUUCCAAUCAAAUGCUCACAUUGCAAAAUUUCACAGCACCAUUUUUCAAACUAACUGAAUGCACAUAAACAUUCGACACAAACAUUUGAUUAUUUAAUGAAUUGCAUUGUAUUAAAAUCUGCAUGAAGUACAAUGUUUGUCACAGGUUAAAAUCGUUUAGUUGUUUAUGCUAUCACAUAGUCAGUUGCAUAGAUCCUGUCAAAGUGCUUUGGUUACUACAAAGUUGCCUGUGGACAAAUCAUCUUUAAACCAUUCAAUGAAGUCACUGCAAGAAUUGACAAUCAUUUGCCAGACUUGCUAUGUGCCUGAUGCUAAAGUGAUGCUAACUCCUCUGUGCUAUCUUAUGCAAUAUUUCUGCUCAGAAUAACCAGCUGCCAAAAGAAACAGCUAGCCAUGUGCCAAACAUAAAUGGGUAUGUGGAGAAAUACAAAAAUAGCCUGUAAAUUGUCAUGUCAUUUUGUUGUUUAAGAAGCGUUUUGAUGUUCUUUACAGUACUCACUGAAAUCUGAACUGUGUGUAUUUUUAUGAGAAUAUAUAUAUAUUUUUUUUUAUUGUUUUAUUAAUGAUUGUAAAGUGGAAGAGAGAGAGAUAGAGAGUUGCUCAGAAAUCCCAUUAACUAAUAUAUAUUUUGUGAAUAAGUGCAGUACCUAAAUAAAAGUAAUAAUUUGCCUGGUUUUGUUGCAUCAUUCUUACUAAAUAUUGCAAUAUUUGAAACUAUGGUAGAAACAAUUACUAAUCAAGAUCUAAUUUAAAGAAAAGAUGCAGUCCUCAUUUUACAAUAUCACAGUCUUAGCGACCACUUCUACACUGAAAUUAGUCUCAUAUUGUCAGGGAGGUGCAUACUGUUGCUAAUGUUCGGGUGAUGGGUGCACACUAUGGGAUUAUGGUGAGGUGUUUUGUAGUUAAGACUCUCACGCUGUCCCAGGACUUCUUUCUGAUACAUUCUCCUCAACAUGAAGGGUCUCGUAGCUGUGCUGGUUCUGUUUGUUGCUGUGCUACACACUGUGUUGUCUUGUCCGGUGUGUGAAGGUGAGGGACUGAAGUGUUACACCUGUGUGGCUAAUAACCAGGAGGAGUGUAACCAACAGGGGUCUACAGUGUGUCCGGCUAACUCAGAUGCCUGCUCUACUAUCAUAGGACCCCACUCAGUUAUGAAGUCAUGUGCUUACAAGUCCUUCUGUGAUAUGUCUCACAUGAGCAAAGGUGAGAUGAAGCUGGAAUGCUGCUUUAACGAUGACUGUAACGGCCCCCACCAGUACCACAGCCACGGGGAGCACCCCAACAUUGCCAUGGCCCUGAGCUCCAGCCCUAUCCUGCUCCUGGGGGCCCUGCUCAUUAGAGUGGCUGUCAAUUCACUGUAAACCCUAAACACUCCGACCUGGAGUACUGCACAUUGAAUAAAUCCUCAUCUGAUGGAUUAAAGUAAACUGUAAAUGUUAACUGUAAAUGUAACUGAUAGCUGAGCUUUUGUCUACUGGGUGGCCAUGCGUGUGCUCUUGCUGUUAUACAUACAAGGUUUAAAUAAGCCCUGCUGCUUAAGAUCUGUGUCAUUUUAUGUUGUGUAUGAGCUCAAAUUAUGAAUAAAGUAAUAAAUGACCAAUAUG